This is a messenger RNA of Cyprinus carpio (common carp), 2006 nucleotides long. RefSeq names its product EGF-containing fibulin-like extracellular matrix protein 1. Gene Ontology annotation, molecular function: calcium ion binding. Lineage: Eukaryota; Metazoa; Chordata; Actinopteri; Cypriniformes; Cyprinidae. The record is from RefSeq and is a predicted model, not a curated record.
GUGAAGAAAAAAAAAGAGCAUAAUUUGAAGAGGCUUGAGAGAAAACCUGCCUCUUAUAAGAACAUGAUCGCAGGCACCUCAUGUGUGAGAGACUCCAGUGCUCCUCAAGCUACAGCGGAAUAAAUCACACAGGGUCACAAUGUUGGGGAUCUGCUUGUGUUUGAGUAUCGCCGUCCACUUCGCCGUGUCUCAGGAAGCCGAAGCUCAGGACCCUGUCAUAUACACGUGCACUGAAGGUUAUGAAUUUGACUAUGAAAAACAAAGCUGUAAAGAUAUAGAUGAGUGCAAGACAGUGCAGGAAGCCUGCAAAGGGGGCAUGAAAUGCGUAAACCAUUUUGGUGGCUACCUCUGCCUUCCCCACAAUGCUCGGAUAAUCAUCAGUAACGGCGAGGAUGAGCCCACUACCGCCCCACCUGUGGAAAGGAUAGAUGUGCAGCCCGGCAUACCCCCCAUCUCCAGGGAAGAUUACUCAAGGGUCAUUCAUAGCUCAACACAUACACUCCAGUGUGGUGUGGGUUUCAUGUCAGACUCUCAGAACUACUGCAGAGAUGUGAAUGAAUGUCUAACCGCAAACCCCUGCCAACAUAAGUGCUACAAUCUGAUUGGCUCUUAUCUCUGCCAAUGUGAAGUCGGAUAUGAACUGGCUUCAGACUCCGUCUCCUGCCAAGAUAUCAAUGAGUGUGAAUUCUCAAACUACAUCUGCCAGUUCCAGUGUGUGAACCAGCCCGGCGGAUACCAGUGUGUGUGUCCUGACGGAUACCAGCUCCAAGGGACGCGGAUGUGCCAAGAUAUAAACGAGUGUGAAACAGCACACAACUGCAGAGAAGAUGAAAUGUGUUGGAAUUACUAUGGAGGAUUCCGUUGCUAUCCCAGAAACCCCUGCCGUGAGCCAUACGUCAAAACAGGCGAAGGACGCUGUAGGUGCCAGUCACCAAGUGUUUGCAGAGGACUGCCGCCUGUCAUUGUCUACAAGUACAUGAGCAUCUUUUCUGAACGCUCAGUGCCUGCGGAUAUCUUCCAGAUUCAAGCUACCAGUGUUUACCCCAACAUGGUAAACACAUUCACCAUCAAAUCCGGCAAUGAGGGAGGAGAAUUCUACCUGAGGCGCUCCAGUAAUGUAAGCGCCAUGUUGGUGAUGACCAAACCUUUGACUGGACCUAGAGAACAUGUUCUGGACCUGGAGAUGGUCACCCAGAGUAAUGUCUUGAGCUACCGUUCCAGCUCACUGCUGAGACUCACCAUUAUUGUGGGUCCAUACCCUUUCUAAAUCAUCUAGAUUGACUGAAUCAGCACCUUGGUUUUAUGUUUGUACUGCAGCUUACCAUGUUUAAAAUGUUCAACACAGCAUGGCUACCUGAUUGUGGUCUAGAUCAGUGUUUCUUAACUGGAUGGUUGAGACCCAAAAAUGUAUCAGAAACCAAUUCUAAAUCAACUAAUAGAUAUAAAUGUUUGAUUUUAAGGUUUUAUAUGUGUUCACAUUUGUAUGAUGUAUCUUUUGUAUAAUAAAUUUUAAUACUGUGUUGGGUCGCCAAUUAAUGUCCAUUGUAAAAUGUAGGUCUUGAUACAAAACUGGCUGAGAACCACUGGUCUAGAUAGUUGUAUAUUCACUGGGUUUCCAACAGGAAUUGGUUUAUUAAUCAUAAAAUGUAGGUUGUCUGGUUUACUGAAGUUUUCAAGUAAAUUCUACUUUGGAAAAUGAAAGACAAGGUCAGAGAGGGUGACAUGAAGACCAAGAAAUAUCUGAAAAACAACACAGCUGGAUACCAGAAGGAAACAGUUGCUCAAGUUUCAUUUUGAAAAGCACUUAUAGGUUAUUCUUUGUCUUGGUAGAAAGAGGUUUGCAAGAUUCUGCUGCAUGUCAGUCUUUUAAAUGGAUAGUUCAUCUAAAAAGUGGGUCUAACAUUAUUUACUUAUGUUGUUGUAAAGUCAUAUGACUUUCUUUCUGUAAAACACAUAAGAUGAAGUUUAACAGAAUGUCCAGUUGCUUGUUUCCAUACAAUAAACAU